Messenger RNA from Miscanthus lutarioriparius, 1380 nucleotides. Lineage: Eukaryota; Viridiplantae; Streptophyta; Magnoliopsida; Poales; Poaceae. The record is from the annotation of a GenBank genome assembly.
AUGGAGCUUGGGGAUGCCUUUAGGAAGCCCGCCCGCGCAAGUGGUGUCGUCGGCGGAUCCUCGGCCGGCGGCCCGGACCGGCUGAGCUCUCUGCCGGACUGCCUCCUCCAUACCAUCAUGUCCUCCUUGAAAGCUCGGCAGGCGGUCCAGACAUGCGUGCUGUCCACACGGUGGAGGCACCUCUGGCGCUCGGUGCCGUGCCUCGACAUCGACUUUGAUGAGUUCAGCAACACGGCGCCCGCUUCUGACGUCUUCGAUAGCAACGAGAGCAACGACGAUACCUCUGAUUCCGACAGUGAUAACUGGCACAACCACAAGGACUGGGAGCACUUCACCAAGUACAAGGACUGGGAGGAUUUUGAGGAUUUUGCUGUGACACUGAUACGCCGCUGUAACAUUGCACAGUUGGAUUCAUUCCGGCUGCAUACUGAUGGAAGCAGAGCACCGGAGUUUGGCAAUAGAGUGGCAGCAGGAUGGCUCCGUCGCGCCAUGAAAUACUGCACUCCUGAUCAUGCCAAUCAGCAGGGAUUGAGCUCUGGUUCUUGGCGCCUCAAAAGGCUACAUCUCUGCCAUGUACUUCUUGAUGACCAUUUUGUGAAGUGUGUUAGUUCAGUGUGCCGCUCUUUGGUGGAUUUGGAGCUGGACAAUUGCAGUUGUGAAAUUCAGUCAAUCACCUCCCAAUCGCUGAAGACCCUGGUUCUGAAAAGAUGUGGAUGGCGCAAUCUUUCUGAGAUUAUAUCGCCCACACUGAAGACAUUGGUUAUUGAUGGCGGCUCAAAUAUAGGUGCCUGUGUGCUAGUUAUCUUGGCCCCCUCUGUGGUGUAUCUGCAUUUGGCUAUGCGUGUUGACUACUUUAGUGGCGGUGUUUCAUUAAAUGAGGUGCCAUCCGUUGCCCAGGCUUUGAUUCAUCUAUGGUAUCACAAAUAUGUUUAUGCCAGAAGUAAACUUGCUGGCGAUCAAUUCAAGCUUCUCUGUAGCAUAUCUAAUUCGACAAAUUUAGAAUUGUCGGAUGUUGGGACAACAGUGCUUGGUAAGGAACCCAAAUUCCAAGAAUUCAAGAACCUGAGGAGCUUAUUGCUGGACAGAUGUGAUCUCAGUGAUGGCUUCAAGACAUUGGUAUUCUUUCUUCAGAGUUCUCCUAUUCUUGAGAAGCUCACUUUGCGGUGCUGCGAGUUCCCAAAAUAUUCUAACAAAAAGAAAGGAACACCCAUACUCAACAAGACCUCAUCUUCUGAGCUCCGUGGACUGGAUUUGCUGUGUGAGAACCUCAAGGUUGAAAUCAUAUAUAAUGAUGGCUAUGGACCCCACCUUAUGCAGCUUCUGCUGCGCAUUUCAGUGAAUUUGUCGAAGAACAACGUUAAACUCACCAAAGUUAAUUAG